AACAAGGUGCGUUUGCGCUGCGUGUGUUUGAACAUUGGCGCGAUCUGACUUCACAUCCCUCUCUGAAAUACUCUAAUCAAUCCCAUACAUAAAUCCACGAGAAAGAAAUGAAUCACUGUGAGCUUGAAGAAGUGACGCAACAUAUUAACAACAAAAUUUCCAUGAUUAAAACACUCCUGGAGCUUCGAGCUGCUGCAAAAGAUCCAGACAAACGGGGGACUCUUCUCAAAAUCGAGCAAGAAGUCUCUGCUAUCAACGAGCUUCUGGAUCGCUUUGAGAGAUAUGUGGGCGAGCAGAGAGGCUUGCUGAAGCAUUUGAAGGAUCUAGAAGGGUUUUUCCGGGAGGACGAACAGGAUGCCCUUCACCUCAAGAACAACAUCCCUCCGCACAUGCCCAAAAGAGGCCAACAAGCAUCUCUGCAAGGAGGAGGACAGGUGGCAGUUCAGAGCAGGCAGGCAGAUGCGCCACCCGCUCCUCAGGAACAGGGUCCGCCCAGGAAACCUCAGCGUAACCAGAUCAAAGAGAUGGAGUUCAUUACCGUCCCAGAGUUUGACAGCAUACCACCGUACAUGAAAGGCCGUGUGACGUAUGACCAGCUGAACGCAGCGGUGCAAAGCAUAAACACAGCUGUGACGUCAAAAUAUAAGAUCCUCCAUCAGCCAGUCAAAACCCUGAACAAUGUGUCCCGCAUGCUCCACCAGCGCUUUAAAGACCAAGAAACAAAGGACACCAAGGGUCAGUUUUUCAUCGUGGAGCAAGAUAUCAGAGAGUUUGCCCAGCUGAAAGUGGACAAACGGUUUGUGGGCAUGUUGAACAUGUUACGCCACUGCCAGCGUCUGAGGGAAGUCCGAGGCGGCGGUCUCACACGCUUCAUCCUGCUCUAAGACUCAGAGACGCCCACAUCUCCAUCACAUCGCUUUGAACGGAGUUUUGAAAGGGACUAUGCACUAAAAGAUACAUUUUUGUUUGAGAGCUGUUUGCCGUGGAAUGAACUUCAGUGUCCAUUUGAUUAAAAAUAGAAAUUAUGUCAAAUCAGUUGAUGUGCAUCGACUCAGUCUGAGGCCUAAAACCUGGCAGAGAACUGGAUUUAUGGGUAAACAUAAAUUGCACACAGUCAAACAUCAAA
Molecule: messenger RNA, 1126 nt
Organism: Sinocyclocheilus anshuiensis
Lineage: Eukaryota; Metazoa; Chordata; Actinopteri; Cypriniformes; Cyprinidae
Product: spindle and kinetochore-associated protein 1
Exons: 7
Coding region: 108-884 (258 amino acids)
Biological process (GO): cell division; regulation of microtubule polymerization or depolymerization; chromosome segregation
Cellular component (GO): outer kinetochore; spindle microtubule; mitotic spindle
Molecular function (GO): microtubule binding
Source: RefSeq, a predicted model, not a curated record